GGAAAACAAGAGAGAGAGGUAACACACUUUCCAACUGCUUCCUUUGCCCAAUUUUCUUUCUUUCUUUCCAUCUCCUCUCGAGUAGGGAGAAGAAAGGAAGAAAAAACACAAGAAGACAGAAAUCACCGGAGAAAAAUUAGUGGGGAAAAGUUUCGCCGGAUCGAAAAUGGACGCGGCAAGAAGGGCAAUGUGCCAGGCCGAUCCGUUCAACCCACUCAUCUCGUCUUCCAUGCAAGCCUCUGGGAUCCUCGUCAUCUCCCAUUUCUUCAACCUCAUCUUGAAACCUCUCGGCCAACCCGGCCCUGUAGCCCAAGUCUUGGCAGGAGUGGUGCUGGGCCCCUCAUUACUCUCCCGGAUAGCACAAGUGAAAGACUUCUUCAUCCAAACCUCGUCGGCCGACUACUACGAGGUCUUCUCCCUCAUCUUCUGCGUCCUCUUCAUGUUCCUUAUCGGCCUCGAGAUGGACGUCUCCUACAUGCGCCGAAACCUAAAAAAAGCCACCACAAUCGCAUACGGCGGCAUCAUCAUCUGCAGCAUCUUCGCCGUCGCCCUCUCCUUCUUCAUCAUCGAAUCCGUCAACGUCACCUCCCACUCUUUCGCCCUCACCAACUUCAUCAUGAUCGUCCUCUCCAACACGGGCGCCCCCGUCGUGGUCCGCCUGGCCGCCGAGCUGAAGUUCGCCACGGCCGAGGUGGGCCGCCUCGCCAUCUCGGCGUCCCUCAUAUGCGAGAUCUCCUGCAUCCUGUGGUUCAGCGUCUUCCUCAUCUUCGUGUCGAAGCACAUGGUCGGGCGAGGGUUCCUGUUCCUCUUCGCCACCGUGGCCCUGGUCGUGAUCAACAAGUACCUCGUCGUGUGGUGCAACAAGCGGAACCAGAACCAAAAGUACGUCACCAACGCCGAGGUCCUGUUGUUCCUGUUCCUGGUCGUCGGGCUGGCCUUCUUGAUCGAGGCGUCGGGUUAUAACUCGACGAUAUCGACGUUCGUGGUCGGGUUGAUGUUCCCCAAGCAAGGCAAGAGCACGAGGACGUUGAUGAGGAAGUUGACCUAUGCGGUUCAUAUCUUUAUCCUGCCGGUCUAUUUUGGGUACAUAGGGUUUCAGUUCAACGUCGCCUACUUGGCUAGCGCCAGAAACGUGAUUGUCGUUGCGCUGGUGAUGUUUCUCAGCACCGGUGGGAAGAUCAUUGGGACGCUAAUGGCGUGUCGGUACCUUAAUAUCCCGACUAGUGAAGGCGUCGUCCUCGCUUUCCUUCUCAACUUGAAAGGCCAUCCCGAGCUUUUGCUCAUUGGCAAGUUGCCGCACCAACUCUUGUCGUCAUGGCACGCGCAAGACAUCUACAGCCUGGUGGCGACGGUGACGGUCCUCAACACCGUGAUCUCGGGACCCGCGGCGGCGUUCGUGCUCCGCAAAGAAGAGCGGUACUUCGCCCACAAGCACACUUCCCUGGAACUGUACGAGCCCGAGAGCGAGCUCCGAAUCCUGGCCUGCGUGUACGGGUCGCGACACAUCUCCGCGAAGAUCGGGCUCAUCUGGGCCCUCAGCGGAUCCUUCACCACGCCCGUCACCGCCUACCUCACGCACCUGGUCGAGCUGCCCAAGCAACGUACUAAAAAAAACCUCAUGUACCACGAGCUCCAGGACGGCGACCAGUUCAGCGACGAGGAAGAGUACGGCGGAAACGAUGUCAUCGAGAUCAAUGACGCCGUCGACACCUUCUCGGCCGACACCAAGUUCCUCCUCCAUCAGGUAAAAAUCGUCUCCGCGUUUGCUGCCAUGUACGAGGAUGUCUGCAACGCGGUCGAAGAUCUCCGGAUCUCGAUAAUCUUCUUGACAUUUCACAAGCACCAGAGGUUGGAUGGGAAGUUGGAGACGGGGAAGCCCGGGAUCCGGACGACGAACCAGAAGGUUCUGCGGCACGCGCAGUGCUCGGUGGGGCUGUUUGUGGACCGAGGUCAGACCGGGUUCCAGCUGCCGUCGCCGGAUCACGUGCAAAACGUGGCGACCUUGUUUUUCGGUGGGCCUGAUGACAGGGAGGCUCUGGCCUGCAGUAGGAGGAUCGCGGCCCACCCGUUCGUCCACGUCACGCUCAUUAGGUUCUUGCAGGCGCCGCCCGAAGGGGAGGAGGUGAAGGGUGAUUUUGAUGGGAAGAGUCAUCGGAGCGAUGAGGUCUUGAUGGAGAUCCCGGACCCUGAGCUGGAAUCAGAGACGGAUAACGCCUGCAUCCACGACUUCUACAACAGGUACGUAGCGUCAGGUAAAGUAGGGUACGAGGAGAUGGAAGUGGGAGACGGGAAGGAGACGGUAGAGGUACUAAAAGAGAUAGGAGGGAUGUAUUCACUAUUCAUAGUAGGGAAAGGAGGGAGGCCUAAUCUGCCCAUGACCAGCGACAUGAGCGACUGGGAGGAAUGCCCGGAGCUUGGAAACGUGGGAGACCUCUUGGCUUCUGCUGAGAUCAACCUUAAUGCUUCAGUCUUAGUGAUUCAACAGUAUCGUCAUUCUCCAUCUGAGCCACGAGACUGACAAGAAUACUAUAGUUUCUUAUCUAGCUUUUCUUCUUCUCCUCCAUCUCUCAUUUGUCUUUAUAUAUAUUCAUCGAUCGCACCAUGAGUAUAUGUAAAUACUUAAGUGCCACACUACUCUAGAGCCAUUAUGAUUGUAUAUAGCCGCAGAUCUGAUUACCAUUCAAGUUUUGUCACAGUUGGUUUAGAGAGAGUUGUAUCAGGAUGACACUUUGGGAAAGUUAAUGAAUUUUGAUGGAUUAGGAUUAUGUGCAGCAUAUAUAUAUAUAUAUAACAUGAGAUAUUGAAAUAUCGUCAAGACUCAAACCGACGAUCACGAAUGUCAAAGUGGAUCGAUGAACUUUAG
Messenger RNA from Linum tenue, 2863 nucleotides. The record is from the annotation of a GenBank genome assembly. NCBI's taxonomy places the organism in Eukaryota, Viridiplantae, Streptophyta, Magnoliopsida, Malpighiales, Linaceae.